AUGUUGAAGCGCAGUCUUGUCGACAUAUUCGUCUUGCUCAUCCUUGCGUCCGCUGUAAGGUCGACCAAAGUGACGUGGGCGAACCCCAAGUCGGGGUGCAACCUGUUGAACCACCCUGUGAAUGAUGAUGCCGCCAGGACAGACUGGAGGGGAGCUUGCAUUGACCUCUGGAAGGGUGUCCCCGGGUUCAAUCCCACAGGGUGAGUGCCAACCAAGCAAGGGAACGAAGCGUGGCGCACAGGAGCGGAGAGGAGAGUUCACUUUAUCUAUCUCUCGGAUGCCGUGCGUAAUCACAGCGAUCACUGACCCAGUCUUCCUGAACCGCAGAGGACAGACCGCCGAGGUGUAUUGCUUGUAAGUAAAGUUGUAUCGGUGCUCACGAGCGCAUAACCCUAAGCCCGUACUCUGCCCGUACCAUCGUUGACUACGCCCGCGCUUAAUGUCGCAGCGACCUGACCAAGAGGCAAGCCAACGGACAAGUCGUAGAUUAUAUUCCAGCCGUUGCCAACUACCUAUGUUGGCCGAUUAUCUGA
Molecule: messenger RNA, 533 nt
Organism: Ceraceosorus bombacis
Lineage: Eukaryota; Fungi; Basidiomycota; Exobasidiomycetes; Ceraceosorales; Ceraceosoraceae
Source: the annotation of a GenBank genome assembly